Molecule: messenger RNA, 9855 nt
Organism: Prinia subflava (tawny-flanked prinia)
Lineage: Eukaryota; Metazoa; Chordata; Aves; Passeriformes; Cisticolidae
Gene: GRAMD1B
Product: GRAM domain containing 1B
Exons: 20
Coding region: 1149-3932 (927 amino acids)
Biological process (GO): intracellular sterol transport
Cellular component (GO): plasma membrane; endoplasmic reticulum-plasma membrane contact site; endoplasmic reticulum membrane
Molecular function (GO): cholesterol transfer activity; cholesterol binding
Source: RefSeq, a predicted model, not a curated record
AAUUCACGCAGCUGAGUUUUAGUCACUGCCUUAGAGGACUUUAAUUUUAUAUCCUUUUUUCACAUGAAAAUAAGGCCUCAUGAAGGAUAAGCCAGCGAAAUUCAGAAGGGAGAAUGUGUCACAACAUUUUUCCUGGUUUGAUUUCAGCAGAGUUUUGAGGGCCGUGUCCUGUGGCUGCUGCUCGGGGUGUGUGACACUCCCGGAGCCCCCUGAGAAUUUGCCCUGCAGCUCCUUUAUCCCGGUGUGAAACCCAUCCUGAACCUGUCCUGUCCUUCGUGGUGUCUCUGUGGGUUCCUGCACCUCGCACCCUCCAUCCCGCACAUUUUGGCAUUUUGGAAGCAGCAUCCUCCCCACGAGAACUCUUUUAAAUCAGAUUUCACCGGCGUGAAACUGAGCUAAAAGCCCGAGCACUCCUGGUGCCACCUGCUGCUGCUGCUGCUGCUUUUUUGGGUUGUUCCUCGAUCCCCCCUCCUCCUUUGGCUUCUCUGCCAGCAGUCAACGGGGAAAAAAAAAUUAAAAAAAAAUUUAAAAAAAAGAAAGAAAUGAUUGUGAAAGAAGGCUGAAAGUCCAAGUUCGCUGCCUCCCUGGUGGGGUGGGCAGGAAGGUGGGACAAAAGGCACAACCCUGCCCGAGCGGGGCUCUCCCCCCUCCUUCCCCUUGUGCUGUGGGUGGGUUUGGAGCAGCAGCACAGUCCGUAACACAAACCCUGGGAUUAGAGCGCGGUCACCCUUGCGACAGCUGCCCGCGGGUGUCCGACACAGCGCUCGCUGCUCCCGCCGCUCUUUUUCCUGGUUUUUAUCCAGCCUUGUUCCUCCCCUCCCUCUGUUUCUCUCUCUGCCCUCCCCACAGCUCCACGCCGCUCCGCUCCAUGCUUGCCUCGCCUCCCGAGAAGAACCACGGCCGAGUUUUCCUAGAGGAGACUUUUGCUCCCCUGAGCCGGCAGAAGGCAGAGCGGGGCUGGGGAGGGGAGCUGAACCCCGGCCAAGCCCUCGCUGCCAACCCUCGUGUCAGUGCUAAACCCGCUCCGAGACACAGGGGAGGGACUUUUUUUAUUUGUAGAGGAGAGAAGGAGAAAAGAAACUCGAGCCUGGCUUCCCUUGUGGCGUGUGCGUGUCGCGGCCAUCCCUCCCCGUCCCGCGGGUUGGUAAAUGAGAGCACGUGAAGAACAUGAGGUUUCCUGCUUGACGGGGCGGGCAGCGCCGGCACGGAGCGAGCAGGAAGGCGAGCGGUGCCUUUGCGGUGUGCCUCACACCCAGAGCGGAGCGCAGAAGUGCCCCGGGGGGUGGGAGCAGAAGGAGAAAGGGCGUCCGAUGCCAGCUGCCAACAUGACAGAAACCCUGCAGCUCCCGGCGCUGCGGGUCCCCGAGCAGCAGGGGCUGGAGGGCGGCUGCGCCUGGUCCAGCUCGUCCACCCCGACCCUGCGCAGGAGGCGCUUCAAGAUGAGGCGGAUGAAGAACGUGCAGGAGCAGAGCCUGGAGGCCGGCAGGUUCCAGGAGUCUCCUUCCUCCUCCAAGGAGUACCUGCAGCUCCCGUCCAUUGAGAUCACCCCCUCGAGUGACGAGGACACCCCCUGGUCCAACUGCUCCACUCCCAGUGCCUCCCCCCGCCGCAAGCGCUUCCUCCUUCGGAAGUGGCUGCGCGUCCGAGAGAAGAAGGAGUGCAGUGAGAGCAGCAGCCAGCAGAGCAGCCAGCAGAGCAGCCACGACGAUGACUCCGCGCGGUUCCUGAGCCCCCUCCUGCGCGAGGACAGUACCGCCAGUAACUCCAACCGCAGCACGCCCGCCUGCUCCCCGAUCCUGCGCAAACGCUCGCGCUCGCCCACGCCGCAGGACGCCCCGGGGGACGCCAUGGUGGAGAAGGGCUCCGACCACUCCUCGGACAAGUCGCCGUCCACGCCGGAGCAGGGCGUCCAGCGGAGCUGCUCCUCACAGUCCGGCCGCAGCGGGGCCAAGAACUCCAAGAAAAGCCAGAGUUGGUAUAAUGUCUUGAGCCCGACCUACAAGCAGCGGAAUGAGGAUUUCAGGAAGCUCUUCAAGCAGCUCCCGGACACGGAGCGCCUCAUCGUGGAUUACUCAUGUGCUCUCCAGCGAGACAUUCUCCUGCAGGGCCGCCUCUACCUCUCCGAGAACUGGAUCUGCUUCUACAGCAACAUCUUCCGCUGGGAGACCCUGCUGACAGUUCGCUUGAAGGACAUCUGCUCCAUGACCAAGGAGAAGACAGCACGGCUCAUUCCCAAUGCCAUCCAAGUUUGCACUGACACUGAAAAGCACUUUUUUACUUCCUUUGGGGCUCGGGACAGGACGUACAUGAUGAUGUUCAGACUCUGGCAGAAUGCUCUGCUGGACAAGCCCCUGUGCCCAAAGGAGCUCUGGCACUUUGUCCACCAGUGCUACGGGAACGAGCUGGGGCUGACCAGUGACGAUGAGGACUACGUGCCCCCCGACGAUGACUUCAACACCAUGGGCUACUGCGAAGAAAUCCCCGUGGAGGAGAAUGAGGUCAACGACAGCUCCUCCAAGAGCAGCAUGGAGGCCAAGCCAGAAGCCAGCCCUCAGCUGCCAAAGAAAUCUGUCACUGCCAGCACCCUGACCUCCACGGGCAGCAGCGAAGCCCCAGCCUCGUUCGAUGGAGUGCUCCCAGAAGAGGAGGAGGCGGUGGCAGAGAGCCCUGUGGAGAAAGACCUUGGCAUUGCCAACAUCAUGGGAGAGAAAAUCGACAUCAUUGGCCCUGUGAACUCCCCCUCCCUGGACUUCAAUGACAACGAAGACAUUCCCACCGAGCUCAGUGACUCCUCAGACACCCACGAUGAAGGGGAAGUCCAAGCCUUUUACGAGGACCUGAACGGGCGCCAGUACGUGAACGAGGUGUUCAACUUCAGCGUGGACAAGCUCUACGACCUGCUCUUCACGGACUCCCAGUUCCAGAGGGACUUCAUGGAGCAGCGCCGCUUCUCUGAUAUUAUCUUUCACCCCUGGAAGAAGGAGGAAAAUGGCAAUCAGACCAGAGUGAUCCUGUACACCAUCACCCUCACCAACCCUCUGGCCCCCAAAACUGCCACAGUCACUGAGACCCAGACAAUGUACAAAGCCAGCCAGGAGAGCGAGUGCUAUGUCAUAGACGCAGAGGUGCUAACCCACGACGUCCCCUACCACGAUUAUUUCUACACCAUCAACCGCUACACGUUGACUCGUGUUGCCAGAAACAAAAGCCGACUCAGGGUUUCCACAGAAUUACGCUACAGGAAACAGCCUUGGGGGCUGGUGAAAUCCUUCAUUGAGAAGAAUUUUUGGAGUGGCCUGGAAGAUUAUUUCCGUCAUUUGGAGAGCGAGCUGACCAAAACAGAGAGCACGUACCUGGCCGAGGUGCACAGACAAUCCCCCAAGGAGAAGGUGAGCAAGCAGCCCACGGUGCGGCGGCGGAAGCGCGCGCACGCGCACCUGCGGGUGCCGCACCUGGAGGAGGUGCUCAGCCCCGUCACCACCCCCACGGACGAGGAGGUCGCCCAUCGGAUCAAGCACGUGGCAGGUUCCACUCAGACACGGCACAUCCCUGAGGAGAGCCCCAGUGGCUUCCACCUGCAGAGUGUCUCCAAGCUGCUCCUUGUCAUCAGCUUCGUUCUGGUGCUGCUGGUCAUUCUCAACAUGAUGCUGUUCUACAAGCUCUGGAUGCUGGAGUACACCACGCAGACGCUGACAGCGUGGCAGGGCCUCAGGCUGCAGGAGAGGUUACCCCAGUCUCAGACAGAGUGGGCCCAGCUGCUGGAGUCCCAGCAGAAGUACCACGACUCGGAGCUGCAGAAAUGGCGCGAGAUCAUCAAAUCCUCCGUGAUGCUUCUGGACCAGAUGAAGGAUUCACUAAUAAAUCUCCAGAAUGGCAUCGGGUCCCGGGACUUCGGGUCAGACCCAGAGGAGAAACGGAAACGUUUCCAUUAACAGGCAGGAAUGCAGGAGGCCAGAGGACGGUGUGCAAUACCUGUAAAUAGGAUAUAUAAAUAUAUAUAUAAAUAUAUAUAUAUAUACAGAUAUAAAUAUAUAUAUUAUAUACAGAUUUUAAGAGAAAAAAAAAAAAAGAAAAAGAAAAAAAAAGCCUGAAGAGGGGAAGGAGUGACCUCCAACACUGGCUGAACUGGAGCGUCUCUGGGACUGUGGGGGGGGUGUGUGUGGGAGGGCUGUGCUCUCCCAGCACUGAGGUGUGCUUAGGGCCGUGCCCAGCUCUGCUCCCUGGGCCUGUGCACUCUGUAAUAUUCCUGUCUGUCUGUCUGUCUGUCUGUCUGUCGUGGUUCUGUUGUCUCAAAGGGAAGCAUCAGUGUGAGUGCCCCCCCUGCCCGUGCCCGUCCCCUCCCUGCGCAUGGAGGUCCCUGGCUCGCUCUAUUUAUCCCUGAGGGGACACUGUCACCUCCCUCACCUGGCUGGCUUCAGAGGUUUUGGCAGUGGCAGUCAGUCCCUUGCAGAACUGCUCUGGAGAGGAGGGGGAGUUCUGUGGGUCUGUGCAGGGCAGACCCCCCUGGCAGGAAUUUGCUGUCAGGGCAGCCAGGCUGGCUCAGAGAGCAAAGCACAGAGCUGCAGCCCCCUCCACAAACCCGAAUUUGCUGCCUGCUGCUGUGGAGGCUGCAGUGAGAGCCAGGGCAGUGUCUGCCUCCAAGGUGACAGUGUCCCCUUCUCCUGUUCUCUGCUUCCCCUGUGCUUGGGCCCUGCCACUGAGCCAUCCCUGUGCUGCAGGUCUGCUUCACUGCUGGAGUCACCACGGUGGGAGGACACAAAUUUAAACAGAAAACCAAAAUUAGGAUUGGUUUGCAAGCACUCCCACUACCCAGCUCAGCAAAUCUCUCUCCUGUUUGCUCACCCAGCCCUUGUCUUGUAAAAUCUGUGGGGAAACGGGGAAAAACAGCAGCUUCCUUUCCUUGCCUGGGAUAAAUUUACAUGAUUGCAUCUAUGCAGCAACAGCCAUCACUGUGGAUAUUUAUGUGACUGCAUCUGUAGAGCAACAAGGCUUCCAAAAAUCCGGGAGAGGUCAGGAAGGGUCACAGGGACCAAGGGAGGAAAGGACAAAGGGCCCAUCAGGGGGUGGCAGGGCAGAGCUGGGUGUGAGGCACCUGAGGGUGUCUCCAUCAGGGGUAGUGCAGCCUGGGAGUCAGCCAGGGGGUAGAGCUGCUCUGAAAGAAAGCCAGUGUGCAUUUUGAGUUGUUCUGGGGGAUAAUUCCAGACUCCAUUAGCAGCCAGAUGAGGAAGAGGGGCAGCUUGGCUGUGCUGUGCAGUGCACAGGCUCCACAGGGAGUGCUGGGGAUGCAGGCUGCUUCUUGAAGUGUUUAAUAAAUGCUUUGGCCUCUUCCCCAGCCAGGUAGAUGAGGGGAAUGUGAGUCCCACUUAGCCCAACGCUGGGAUUUUUCCACCUUCUGGCUGGCAGUGGGGAGGCAGCUGCACAUCCCAGUGUGGACAUGGUGCAGCUGUGGCUCCUGCACUGCCCCCAGGGUCAGUGAUUGCUCUCACACCAUUCUGUGGCACACAAUAUCCUCACUGCAGGCUGAGGAAAACCCUCUCAAGCUCCCCCUUUCCACUUAGGGGAAGGGAAUGGAUGCAGGAAGGAGCUGCUGAUUCUCCCAACCUGCCUGCAGUCCCCAUGUCCAAGUGCAGAACACAAAACCCACACGUGCAUGGGUGAAGCCAGGCUGUCAAAAGGACAUUUCAGACUGUGAAAGCAAACUCCAGUUGGGGAAACCCAGAGAGUAAUGUCUAUUUAUGUCUAUUUAUUUUAUUUAAUGCUGCUGACUACUGUACUGCUCCCUGAUUUUUCCCGGGGAGGCUGCUGAAAUGGCUGCUGUACCAUGAAAUUGAGGUGCUAGGGCCUGGGAAGGGCUUUCUGUGGCUCAUUUUCCCCACUGUGACCUGCCAGACUGUCCCAGAGUCCCCUUUCCCCUCUUAAGUCACCCCCACAAUUACUAAGCACACAAAAUUCCCCUGCUGCUGGAAUUUUCCCCUGCUGGAAUUUAAUUUCAAGCAGCGAGCAGGAUGGCACAGAGGGCUUCACCCUGCCCAUGCCAGGAAAGAGAAAAACACUGAAAGAGGAGCCUGGAGUGUGGGCUCUUGUCUCUGGAGACAGAGGAAUCACAGAGGGUCACAGAUAAAUGCUGCUGAUCACUAUUUGUCACUCACCAAUGUCACAUUCCCUCUGUUGGGGAGGCAAGGAAUCCUUUUUCCCAUCCUGAACCCUUUCUCCUGUGCAGAUUUCCCCGGGGAGUUCCCUCAGGCUGGGCCCAGAGACAGAACUGCUCAAGCUCUAUUGAAUCAAUGGCAGGCCAGGCAGCUGUAGCAAUCUCCACACUAAUAUUUGUCCUACCUGCACUUAAAGUGGGUUUUUAACCUGUUUGACACCUGUCCUGACACCCAGCAAUGUGAAAUCCUUCAGGAGGAGCACAGGGGUGGUGCAGAACCUUCACACUGAGGGAGGUUUCUCUUUGAGGCCUCAGGGGUUUUGGUUUUCUCCAGUUUUUUCUUUUUCCCACCUGGCAGCCAGCCUGGCUUGGAGUUGGAUGGGAUUCACAAUCUCUUUUUGCCGCUUAAUCUCUAAUUACAGUAGUAAUAAAAAGGGGAAAAGCAAGGUCUUAAGGCACUAAUGGUGAUGAGGGUUUAAACAAAACCUUGGAGUGUUUUCCUCUGGAGGGCUGGGGUAGGAAUCAGCUGCCCCUCCCUGGCCAGGUUAAUUCCUCCUGGAGCCAGAGACAGUUUUGGAUUCCAUUUCCUGGAGGGAUCAGUAACACUUUCUAGGAGUGAGAGGCCUGAAUAAUGCUACAGAGGGUGGUGCUGCCCUCAGCACUCAGCCAAGCCUGCCUUCCACCAGCAGGGUUUUCCUUCUCCCCGUGCUCCCCUGUGCCAGAAAUCCCCCUGGAUUCUCCUCACAGCAGGUGCAUUUCCCUCCCAGUCUGACCCUUCCACCUGCACAUCUGCUGGGGUUUGAUUUGCAGGAUCUGAGCAACCACAAAAACAGGGAUUUCUUUUUUUUUUUAAAGGCUUUUCUCCAGGCAAGGAAGCAGAAGUAAUGCCAACAGCUUGUAGCCUAAAUCCUGCCAAGGAAAAUGCUUCCUGUUGGGAGGGGGGAGUAGGGGGAGGCUGAUCCAGCAGUCUGUGACAUCCUCACUGAUCUUACCUUGGCACAGCCUCACCUCUGACAAACACACCCCUUCCAGUGCUUGUCUUGGAGCAGUUCUGGCAGCUGGGAUGGGUGGAUUGGAGUCCUGGAUAACUGCUGUGCAGCCAGGCAUUCCCAGGGUAGGACCAGAGGUUUCUGCAGCAGCAGCUGCCUGUAAAAUCUCUGAAGGACCAAAAACCAGGUUAUUCCAGGUGAAGAGCUGCCCAAGGCAGGGGCACUGCACAUUCCAGGUAGUAAAUGUGGGAAAAUGAAAGAUAGAGAGGCACUUACAAUGGGAAGGAGCUCGCUGUUAACAGGAUAAAGAGAUUUUGGGGUGCUCUGCACUGCAGGCACUCUUCAGUCAGAAAACUGUGCUGUCAGCUCACACUGACUGACACUAGCUUCUGUCUAAACCCCUCUGGCUCCCUCAAGUCCUUUGGGAGAAGAGAAGAAGGGCACAGGACUUUGAGCUGCCCGUUGUGCUGUGACACAGAGGCUGCAUUUCCACCUCUGGCUGCUGUCCCUGCCUGCUGGGUGACACCUGACCCUGCUUGGACGCUUCUGAUCCUAAAAACAGAAACCUUGGGGACAGGAAAUGUCUUUAGUGUAACAUGACCCUGGAUUGGAAGAGGAAAGGUUUCAAAGCACAAGGCUUUGCUGGAUUUGGUGCCCUGGAGGCACAAAAGUGCCUGAAAUUACAGGGCAGGUAUUGGGAGAUCCCCUCUAGGAAUGCCAGUCCUGGAGUGCUGACUGUCCUUAUCAGUUUCAGCAGCUCACCUGGCUGUAGAUAAGGACAGAAUUUUCAGCCUCCUUGGCUCCUCAGCGCUGUCCUGGUGGCCACAUGGGAGCUUUUUCUUACCUUUAUGCAAGAAAGGUAGAAAUUUCUUUUUCAGAGAGUGACUGGAGACACUUUUGGUGUGGGUACUUGAGAGCUUCUGGGGUGUGCUGCACAGGAGCACAGAAACAGAUUCCUUCCUGAUUCACAGCUGGAACUGUAAAUGGUUCCACAAGACAGAAAAUCAGUCCUAAAAUCACUGUUCAAAGCAACAGUGCCUGGCUCAGGGGAGGCAGCUCUGUCCUGUCUGCCCAGGCAGCUGCUGCCACCCCCAGCUCCUGACAGCUCAGUGCUUCCUGCACUGCCUGCUCAGCUCCAAGGCUCCUGCCAGGCUGCCACCAACACUGUCCCUGGCACUGCCACCUCGACUGUGGCUUCGACUUUUCAGCCUCAGCACCACCUAAAAUACCUGGCAGGGGCUCAAAACACAGAACAGAGACUCUGGAACCAAAGCCCCCGAGGGAAGUGGCUCACAGAAGCCCUGUGCCAGUGUGGUUCCUGUGCUGAUUUCCCACUGGAUCUCUGUGCUUUGCAGUCUCUCCAGCACGAGUCUCUCUGUGCCAUAAACCCUCUCUCCCCCUGGAUGUGCACACUGGCCAAAUAAUCUCGUGUCUUGGGCGACUGCUGAUGGAGGCCAUUCCCUGAUCUGGGCAGACAGCAUGGGCUUCUCUUAGCAUGGACCUGUGGCAUGCCAUGCCCUCCUCCUCUCCCACACGUUUUGCAGUGCUUGCUAUGGCUUUGCCCUGUCCCCUCCCACCUCUGCUGCUGGACAAUCAUUACCUGUGUCAUAGAUGGUCUGACCUGGUGCUGUCCCUGCCUGCCUUCCCCUCCUGCGGUCUGUAUGCUCUCUUCAAGUGAAUGUGUUUUAUUUUAUUUUAUUUUAAUUUUUUUUUUUUUCAGUAGGGAAAAGGACUUCCUUCUGCUGAAGGAAUUAUAUUUGCACAUGGCUCGGGGAGGUUCCUCCUCUGGCCGUUUCUGUUACCUCACUCAUUUAGGCCAAUUCCAUUGCUAACGUUCAAGGCCACCUUCCCUGACCCAAACCCCGAGAGUAGGUGGGGAAUGAACCCCAGGAGAGAAUGAAUGAACCCCAGGAGGGAAUGAAUGAACCCCAGGAGGGAAUGAAUGAACCCCAGGAGGGAACAAACCCCGAGGUGCAGCUCAGGCUCUGGAGCCACAUGCUCGCUCCCCCGGGUGGAAUCAGGAUUUGGCAGGGAGCUGUUCCAGCUCCAUCCAGCAGGGAGCCUGGGCCGUGCACGGCAUCCCCAUCUCCACAUUCCCAGCUCCUGGGAAAUGGCCCUUGGAGAGCAGGGAUGGAAGCACCCGCCUGGCUCUGGGCUGGGUGUGGAGGGAGGGAAGAGCAGCAGAGCCGUGGCAGCGUCACAACCUCCCACGAGUGGCCUGGCGUGGCCAUGGCACCUCUGGGACAUCACCAUUCCAGUGGGAUUCACCUCCCACCACGUGCUCCAGGGCUGGAGAAAGCUGCUAAACCCUGGGGCGUGUUCUCCCCACCUGGAUCCUGCAAUUCCUGUGCCUGAGCGAGGAUCUGUUCUCCUCAGCACGGCACAGGAGCAGGUCCUGCAACCACCACGAGCUUCCCUCCUGGAAUCCCCUCCAGAGGCAGGGGACUGAUGGCCGAGGUGACUCUGGGGUGGGUGGGGGAAGGAUUGUGGGUUUGUUUUAGGAGUUGUCCCGACUGUCAGAAACUUUUUGCGCUGUGCGCAAAAAAAAAAAAGAAAAAAAAAAAAACCACAAAAAAACCCCAAAAUCAACCCGCGGUUAAAAAUCGAUACUGGAACGUGCUGGAAUGUAGGGAUUGUACAGGCUCUGCAGCCAAACUCCGUGUAAGUAGUUAGUACCAUGGAAGUACGGUAUCAAUUAAAAAAUCUAUCCAACAACCA